Molecule: messenger RNA, 1854 nt
Organism: Acanthocheilonema viteae
Lineage: Eukaryota; Metazoa; Nematoda; Chromadorea; Rhabditida; Onchocercidae
Source: the annotation of a GenBank genome assembly
AUGCACUCGUACCGUAAUCGUGUACACAAUUUGUGCACAUUCAUUUGUUGUGCAUGUAAAAAUAUUUGUGGUUCAAGUGAAAAUAGUCGUAAUGUAUUGGCUAGCGGUAGAAAUGAAAUAGAUGGACCAUCAUCGUACACGCAUUCAUAUUUUCAAAAUUCUCAAUCCUAUAAAAUACCAUCCAAUAAUUUCAAUACUAUCCCGUAUACAAUCGAUGAACGAGAUACUUUGGUACCAAUGGUACCAUUGCUACCGAAUGAUGAAAAAAAAAAUAUUGAUCAUGAAAGUAUCAAAGCACAUAAUCCGCAAUCAUCAUUACCAGCACCAGUUAAUCAAUAUGCUAUUGAUCGAAUUAUGCAGGAAAACAAUUUGCAAAAAUCAACUUUUGAGCGGCCAACUGGUGAAUUGGAUACGAUUGGUGAAAUUUCAACAAUUCCUAUCCCUUAUACUACUAUUGCUGCUGCUACUACUACUGCUAUAGCAAAUUUUGAUUACGAUGAUAGCAAAAAUUAUUUAUCUACCAAUCAGAUUAAUGCAAAGAAGAAUACAGGUAAGAUUGAUAAUUCGGGUGAAUGUGAUAAUCCAUGCGAUGAACUGCCUGAUUAUUCAUCUAAUUUUUCUGGAACACAACCUGAAACAACAUCACCGGCAGAUUAUGAUGAAUUUGGAAAAUCAGAACAAGAAGAAAAGAAAGAUUAUUACGAUGAAGUAGAGGAUGAACGAAAUAUUCCCAUUGCUUUUUCAUCGUAUCCAACAUUAAAAAAGCAAUCGAUGGAUAUCAUUCCGAAAAAAUCUUGUCAAUUUUGCAACAAUAGCAAUUUAAAAGAAGCAAAAUUAUUGCACUAUAACGUUCAGGAACAAUUAGCAUCAAUUCCGAUGAAACAAAAUUAUCAAAAAGCCAACAUUCUGAAAUCAAAAUCUGGAUUGAAUAUUUCUGCUAAUAAUAUCUUCAAAUUGCUUAACAAUGCUAACAGUAGCAAUGUUGGAAUAGAAGGACAAAAAAAUUUAGCGCAACUACAACCUCAUGAACAAUCUACAGCUACGAAUUCAUACGAGAAAUUUGCACAUCGAUUGACAAAUUACAAUAGUUUAUUUCAAAUAAAUUCACCAAUAAAAGAGCUAAAUGCUACAGGUCAAUCGAAUGUAUCACAAUUCUCGUCGUUAACAUCCACCAAAAAACCCAACAAUAAAAGUGCAAAUUUCUCAAUAAAAUCAUUUAAAUUAAUAAAUGUGAAAGCGCUAAAAAAUACAUCCGCUAAUGAGCAAUUAAAUAUUCCAAGCAAUGAUAAUUGGAAACAAAAUUUAUCAUUGAAAUCAUUUGUUAAGCAACGAAAUAUUUCAGCUCAAAUUAACAAUGAAUUAUCAAAAUUACAACGAAUUAUUAGAAAUAAUGGUGUAUUAACAACAACAGCAACAGCAACAACAACAACAACAGCUAAUAAUUUACAAUUUUGGAAUAUACGUAAGAAACCGAAACAGACGAAAUUUAUCAAUGGUUUUUCUUAUCACAAACAAAAAAAACCUAAAAUUAUUGAUAUGCGAAAUAAAUUUCGUAAUGCACCGAUACUUCAAAUGCAACGUCACAUUUGGCCAAAUAUGAUCAUCACUGAAAAAGAGAGGAAGAAAUUAACGAAACCUCCACCUACACUAAUCACCACCACCACCACCACCACCACCAUACCAUUAUCAGUUAUCAACAAUACAUUAUCACCUCUUAAUUCAUCCAUCGAACAGCAGCAAAUUUUGAUAAGAAAAAUCAAAACAAAACGACCGAUUCGAGCGAGAAGAGUGAAAAUUUUUGAUGUUAAUAUUUUUAAAUCAGAUAAAAUGCCUUCACUUUUGGAUUUGUAUUGA